Histoplasma mississippiense is the source of this 5103-nucleotide messenger RNA. RefSeq lists its product as hypothetical. The record is from RefSeq and is a predicted model, not a curated record. Gene Ontology annotation, biological process: protein targeting to vacuole; late endosome to vacuole transport; mitochondrion organization. The coding region runs from base 1 to 5103 and encodes 1700 amino acids. The transcript is spliced from 3 exons. NCBI's taxonomy places the organism in Eukaryota, Fungi, Ascomycota, Eurotiomycetes, Onygenales, Ajellomycetaceae. Gene Ontology annotation, cellular component: extrinsic component of membrane.
AUGCUAGAAGGUCUUGUCGCGAACCUGUUAAACAGGUUUCUGGGCAUGUACGUCAAAAAUUUUGAUGCCGGACAGCUCAAUGUUGGGAUAUGGUCGGGCGAUGUGACGCUACGAAACCUUGAACUGCGGCGGGAAGCCCUCGACCAGCUCCGUCUUCCAUUAAAUGUUGUCGAAGGCUAUCUUGGAGAACUUACUUUGUCAAUACCUUGGUCAAAUUUGAGGGGCCAGCCGGUGAGAGUCCUCAUACAAGACGUCUUCCUGCUCUCUGUACCCAAGGAGGAUGCUACCUACGACCCAGAGGAGGAAAAACGACGGCAACAUGCCAUCAAGAUGGAGAAACUCGAAAGUGCGGAAAUACUGAAGGAGCAACAAAAUACCGACGGGAUGUCCCAGGAAGAGCGAUUGAAAAACCAGAGUUUUACCCAAAGUCUGACUACCGCAAUUAUCGACAAUCUCCAAGUGGAAAUUAAGAACGUGCAUUUCCGCUAUGAGGAUUCCAUUGCGUCCCCGGGACAUCCUUUCGCCUUGGGUAUCACGAUCAAGGAGCUCAGCGCUGUCAGCACGGAUGCUGAAUGGAAACCAACAUUUAUUCAGUCGACAUCCGGCACAAGCCAUAAAUUGGCUGUUCUUGAAGCCCUCGCCAUCUAUUGGAACACCGAUGCAGCACUAUUUGGGUCAGGCACGGAAGGUUACAGCGAAGGCAUGGGCCUAGGUCGUAGUGAGUUGAUCAGUAGACUCAGGGCCGCCAUCAGCGAAGAAAACCAUCAGUUCAUGUUGAAACCUACUGGACGGACAGAUAGACCAAGAAUCAGGGCGAGACUACUUUUUGAUGAACUUGGCUUUGUUCUCGAUGAAGACCAGUACCGUGAUGUGUUGAUGCUUGUAGAUUUAUUUCACUACUUUAUUCGGCAUCAAGAAUACAAGCAACACCAACCAAAAGUUCGGCCCAAGGAAGACCCAAGAGCCUGGCUACAGUUUGCUGCCAAUUCUGUUCUUGGCAAAAUACACGACAGGAAUCGGCGUUGGACAUGGGAUUAUAUCAAGGAACGAAGAGAUGACCGGAUCGCAUAUAUCAACCUAUUCAAAAAGAAAAAGAGAGAUGAACCUCUAUCUCCAGAAGAAACUGCAGAGCUGACCUGCCUAGAAGAGAAGCUUUCCUAUGAGGAUCUCAGAUUUUGGAGCCCAAACAUGGUCCCGAAUGGGUUUGGGGCAGCCAGAAGGGAGGACCAAAGUACGACAAUGACUGAGGAGCAAAAACAGGAGCUGUGGGAGGCAAUCGACUGGGACGAGAAGAAGGCCAUCGCUGAGAGUGUCGAGCUUCCCAAGGACUCCGUCAAGUUCCAGGUAGACUCAAGUCUUAGAACAGGCAGCUUUACUUUGAAACGGGAUCCUCAAGGAAGAGCAAACGAGGUUCUGAAACUAGUCUUCGACGGUUUCCGAGCAAAAGCGAAACAACGACCGGAUUCCUUUGUCGUAGAUAUUGACUUAGGAGGCCUUCGAUUAUAUGAUGGAACCACAGAAGGCACACUUUUCCCGCAAAUAAUUCGGGUUAAGGACAGGGUGACAGAGGUUACAGACAAAGCAAACGAAAAGAUAGAGAGUCAAGACCUUGAGUCUCGGGAGGAUGAAACGUUGGACUUGGAUGACAGUCUGUUCCAUCUUCAAUUGGAACAAAACCCUCUCGAUGGCAGUGCAGAUUCUGCAAUCAAGAUGAAACUGACGAGUAUUGAAGUUAUUUACAACCCCGCGGUCCUCGUUGAAGUAGUCAGGUUUUUCCGACCUCCUGAAAGACAUAUGGAAUCCAUUGGCGCCCUGCUUGAAACUGCUGGUGCCACCGUCGAGGAGAUUCGACAACAGACCCGUGCCAGUUUGGAGUUUGCACUGGAAGAGCAUAAAACAAUCAAUGCGCAAUUCGAUAUCCAAGCACCUCUCAUCAUAGUUCCUGAAAGUAUUGACAAGGAGAGCACUGUAUGUUUGAUCGUUGACGCUGGUCAUGUCAGUGUAACUAGCGAAUUGGUAUCUAAGGACAUGAUUAGAGACUCUCAAGGAAAACAAAAGAGAGAGUUUAGUGAACAAGACUACAAGCAACUGGAAAGUUUGAUGUACGACAGGUUUCUCCUAAAGCUCGACUCCACUCAAGUCCUUAUCGGUCCUGGAAUUGAGGCCACUAAAGCACAACUAGCUUAUGGUGUCGCUUCGAGAAAUUUCCAUAUCAUCGACCGAAUAAGUAUGAAUUUCAUGCUUGAAUUGUGCAUUGUUCCGAAAUCUACUGAACUUACGCGGACGCGAGUCUCAGGUCACUUGCAAGAAUUGCAUGCCUCGAUGUCAGACACGAAGUACAAAAAUCUCAUGAGGUUGAUUGACAUUGCGAUCCCUCAGAUUGAUGAUGACCUUCAAGAUAGCAGCUCUAAAUCACUAGGACCCUCGAGGGAAAGGUCUGGGACAGAUGCCUCUGCCAGAAGACCCAGAUCAUCGUCGUUUCAACUGCUCAGCCUACCGGAGAUCGCUCUUGAUGAAGCUGAUUCAGAUGCCGAAGAGUCUCGGGGUCACAUUAGUGAACCAGGGUCUAAAAAACAACCUACAAAUAUCCACAAACGAACAUUUGAAUUCAAAUUUACUGUUGAUACACUUCGCGGAUCGCUUUAUCGCUCUGACCCUCACGAUGAGAGCGCUGAUAGGUUGCUGGUAGAACUAGUCGCGAAUCAUUUCCAGCUGGACUACUACCUUCGCCGAUAUGAUAUGGUCGCAGAAAUUAUCCUGAAGUCUCUUAGCGUCGACGAUUAUAUCGAGGAUUCACCGGCCCCAGAAUUUAAGCAAAUAAUCUCUUCCAAAGGUUUUGACGCAAAUGAAGAAAGAGAUUUGUUCAACCUGAGGUUCGUUCGUGUGAAUGCGAACUCUCCAGAGCUUAUAUCGACCUAUGAUUCAACAGAAAUGAAUUUGGACCUUGCAAUAUCCACGAUAAACCUUGUCGUCACGAGGAAAACUCUUCUAACUCUGUUGGACUUCAUCCUUAUAACAUUCACGAACCCGGAUAACAAUAACAUUAACCCUCACAAUAGCCACGAACAAGCCCAAGCAGUCACACCGUUACUGGAACAUCCUGAGGAGGGACAGCAGCAGCCUGGUGCUGGGAAAAUCCGCAUUAAAUCGAAACUGGAAAGAAUUUCUCUUAUCCUCAACGAUGAUGGAGUCAGGCUUGCUACUCUUAGCUUAAAUACUGCUGACGUUGGCAUCGUUUUAAUUGGCCCGUCAAUGAGAAUUGAAGCGCGGAUGGGUAGCUUGACUCUUUUUGAUAAUAUGAAUGGCUCACACUCGGCAGUUCGGAGGUUAAUGAGUAUCGAAGGAGACGACUUUGCAGAUUUCAAAUACCAGACAUUCGAUCCCGAGUCCGAAGAUUAUCCUGGAUAUAACUCUGAAGUGUUUUUGCGAUCUGGCUCGAUUAAAAUUAAUUUUAUCCAGGGCCCUUAUCAGAGAAUCAUCAAUUUCUUAGUUAAAUUUGGAAAAAUGCAAGCUAUUUUUAAUGCUGCGCGCCAGGCUGCAGCGAACCAAGCGAACCAGAUCCAGGAGAACGCUUCCCUCAUGCGCUUCGAUGUUGUGGUUAAGACACCCAUCCUCGUAUUCCCUCGGAUUACUGAAGAAAACCGACCGAGGGAUUUCGUGACUGCACAUUUGGGAGAAAUUUAUGCCAACAAUAAGUUCAGCCCGCUUGAUGAUGAAAGGAAUAGCCCAAGUGUCAACGUAAUUUCAGCCGGAGUUCGCCAUAUUCGAUUGACUUCAAACUUUUGGUAUGAGGACGAUUAUUGCGAAGAAUUGCAGAUGAUUGAGAAAGUGGACCUCGACUUUACCAUACUUUAUCUCGACCACCAGGCUGGUAUACCUCGCCCGGACAUUGAAGUUGAUGGGUCCAUGUCUCCUAUCAAUCUCAGAAUAUCUCAACCACAGCUUAAAUUUUUACUGGAGUUGUCACAGACUAUCCCGGCUGCGCUGCUGCCAGAUCAGGAUGUCCAGGAAGCAAAGGCACAUGAAACACUGGCUUCCACCACGGUGCCUGCAUUGCCAGGCACACCUAGACCGAGUGAGGAUUUGACCCCGGUGCAGUCACAUCCAUACAGCAAUAGUGAAGUUGAGUCAGAACCAUGGAUACGACUUGAUAUGGCAUUCCAGGUUGAAACAAUUGGUCUCGAGUUAAUUCUGGCGAAAGACCGCCAGCCAGUUGGACCAUUAGAUGAAGCAAGCUUGUCUAAGUUUUUCUUGAACAAUACAAAUAUCAAGCUUCGAAUGCUGAGUGAUGGUGCCCUUGAAUCUGAACUCCUGGUCCACUCAUUUAAUAUCCGUGAUAGUCGAACCAAAGAAACGAAUCGCUUCCGCAAAAUUAUGUCUUUGAUCAAUACAGAUGUCCAGCAGCAGUUUAUGGCCAGCAUAUCAAUUUCCGGAGGUGAAGAAAAGCACCUUAUCGUUAUGCUUACUAUUGAUAGCCCGAGAGUCAUAUUGGCCCUGGAUUAUCUUUUCGCGCUGCAAUCCUUUGCAGCCGCAGCUUUUGCGAACGACGAGGAACCUGCAACCGAUGAAGAUGAAGAGGAGGAGGAGGAGACACAAUCAGAAUUUCCUUCGCUCGGUUCCCCUGCGACAACUUCGCCAUCCGCGUCUGCCAACGGUUCUAAAAACGAGAUGACAUUUUCUUUCAGGGUCAACAUUGUUGAUGCUCAAAUGAUUCUAGUGGCUAAUCCGGCAAUAACAAAUACUGAGGCCAUAGUUUUGGGUUCGAAGCAAAUACUUUAUUCUCAACAGAAUGCCUCCACACUGGAAAUGACCCAAGUCGGCAUGUUCCUCUGUCGCAUGGACAAAUUUGAGACCAGCCGGCUUCGACUGCUCGAUGACUUUGCAAUUGCUCUUUCCAUGGAUAUCCAGCCCAAAGGGAAAUGCUCGUCAAUGACAAGAAUCGAUGUACAUAUUGACCCUCUAGUACUCCGGUUAUCACUCAGAGAUAUUCUCCUUGCUGUUCAAAUUAUGAACAAGGCGUCUGAAAUGGGGGCUCAACACUCGGAGGAAAUCCAAAGAUCAAAAGUCUAUAAAGCCCUCGCAAAAACGAUCUGCCGGAGGUAG